Messenger RNA from Lethenteron reissneri (Far Eastern brook lamprey), 1563 nucleotides. RefSeq names its product histone-lysine N-methyltransferase PRDM9-like. The record is from RefSeq and is a predicted model, not a curated record. Gene Ontology annotation, biological process: regulation of gene expression. NCBI's taxonomy places the organism in Eukaryota, Metazoa, Chordata, Hyperoartia, Petromyzontiformes, Petromyzontidae. Gene Ontology annotation, cellular component: nucleus. Gene Ontology annotation, molecular function: protein binding; histone methyltransferase activity.
AUGUGCUCCUGCUCCUCCGUGCCGCCGGCCUCCGCCCAGGCUGUGGCGGUGUCGCGCAGCGCUCGCUCUCGCUACGGCCUGCGCCCGCGCGAGAGGAAAGUCUACACAGAGGUGGAGGAGCCCCAGGACGACGACUUCUUCUUCUGCGAGCUGUGCAGGGAUUUCUACCUGGGGGAGUGCUCCGUGCACGGCCCGCCAGAGUUCAUCGCGGACGCGGCCGUGGCCCCGGGAGUGGCCAACAGGGCCCGGCUCAGCCUGCCCCAGGGCCUCACCGUCGGCGCCUCCUCCAUCGCCGGCGCCGGCCUCGGGGUGUGGAGCAACAGGAAGAAGCUGCCCAAGGGGGUGAUGUUUGGGCCCUACCAGGGAGAGGUGUCUGAGGAGAACCCCAUGAGCGAGUACUGCUGGCUGAUUUACAAAAACAAAAAGGAUCGUGAAUAUGUUGAUGCUCAGGAUGAAUCUAAGUCAAACUGGAUGAGGUUCGUCAACUGCGCGAGGAAUGAGCAGGAGCAGAACCUGGUGGCCUUCCAGCACCGGGGGCAGAUUUACUACCGCACGUUCCGUGCCGUGGGGCCCGGCUCUGAGCUGCUGGUCUGGUACGGCGAGGAGUUCGCCCAGGAGCUGGGCAUCGCCUGCGAGGCCGGGCCCUCGCGACGCCGCAGCAGCAGCAACGAGAUGGCUCCCAGGGCCACCGCCAGAGACCUGCAGCCCGUGCAGCCUCCACCAAGCGAGGAACACUGUGGAGUGGGUGUGGAGGUCACAAGGCUGCCGUGUCCUGCCUGCAACCGUCAGUUCAUCUGCCGCUCUAGUCUACAACAUCACGUGCAGAGGAGACACCCCACUAAGCCCAGUAACAAAAGUCAUCAGUGUGACCAAUGUUCAUUCAGCACGGACUACAAGUGUAACUUGAAGAAGCACCAGAGAACACACACGGGAGAGAAGCCGUUCAAGUGCACCGUGUGUGAGAAGGCGUUUGCACGGCUAUCACAUCUUCACAGCCACCAGAGAACCCACACGGGAGAGAAGCCGUUCAAGUGCACCAUGUGUGAGAAGGCGUUUGCACGGCUAUCACAUCUUCACAGCCACCAGAGAACACACACGGGAGAGAAGCCGUUCAAGUGCACCGUGUGUGAGAAGGCGUUUGCACAGCUAUCAACUCUUCACAGCCACCAGAGAACACACACGGGAGAGAAGCCGUUCAAGUGCACCGUGUGUGAGAAGGCGUUUGCAGACUCAUCACAUCUUCACAGCCACCAGAGAACACACACGGGAGAAAAGCCGUUCAAGUGCACCGUGUGUGAGAAGGCGUUUGCACUGCUAUCAACUCUUCACAGCCACCAGAGAACACACACGGGAGAGAAGCCGUUCAAGUGCACCGUGUGUGAGAAGGUGUUUUCACAGCUAUCAACUCUUCGCCGGCACCAGAGAACACACACCGGCCAGAAUGCAUUUUCUCAUUCCCGUGAAAACAGAAAAGUCUGCCAUCCUGAGCAAAACGCGCACAGCGCCGAGCUGUGAUUUAGUUUUAAACAACAGGCCACGUGAUUAGCUGAGGCUGUGCCACUC